Messenger RNA from Ictidomys tridecemlineatus (thirteen-lined ground squirrel), 1217 nucleotides. The record is from RefSeq and is a predicted model, not a curated record. Lineage: Eukaryota; Metazoa; Chordata; Mammalia; Rodentia; Sciuridae.
CGCGGCCAGCCGCCUUCCUACUGGGCUCUGAAAUGGACGCUCCCCGAGCGCCCCCUGGUGGAUUGUGGAGGUAACCGCCUGUCGAUGCCCAGCAAUGGCCACCGUGCUCCCUCCGGGUCCCCAGCCGACCUCUGGGAAUGAGACUCUGCAGCUUCAUCAUCUUGGAGAACCUGAUGGUUUUGAUUGCCAUCUGGAAAAACAAUAAAUUUCACCACCGCAUGUACUUUUUCAUCGGCAACCUGGCUCUGUGCGACCUGCUGGCCGGUAUAGUCUACCAGGUCAACAUUCUGAUGUCCGGCAAGAAGACGUUCAGCCUGUCCCUGACGGUCUGGUUCAUCAGGGAGGGCAGUAUGUUUGUGGCCCUCGGGGCGUCCACCUGCAGCUUGCUGACCAUUGCCAUAGAGCGGCACUUGACCAUGAUCAAGAUGAGGCCCUACGAUGCCAACAAGAAGCACGGGGUCUUCCUUCUGAUCGGGAUGUGCUGGCUCAUUGCCUUCUCUCUGGGUGCCUUGCCCAUCCUGGGCUGGAACUGCCUGCAGAACCUCCCGGACUGCUCCACCAUCCUUCCCCUCUACUCCAAGAAGUACAUUGCCUUCUGCAUCAGCAUCUUCAUCGCCAUCCUGGUGACCAUCGUCAUCCUGUACGCACGCAUCUACUUCCUGGUCAAGCCCAGUAGCCGCAUGGUGGCCAAUCACAACAACUCGGAGCGGUCCAUGGCCCUGCUGCGAACGGUGGUGAUCGUGGUGAGUGUGUUCAUCGCCUGCUGGUCACCCCUCUUCAUCCUCUUCCUAGUAGAUGUGGCCUGCAGGGCCAAGGAGUGCUCCAUCCUCUUCAAGGACCAGUGGUUCAUCAUGCUGGCGGUCCUCAACUCCGCCAUGAACCCCGUCAUCUACACGCUGGCCAGCAAGGAGAUGCGUCACGCCUUUUUCUGUCUGGUCUGCAACUGCCUGGUCAGGGGCAAGGGGGCCCGCGCCUCGCCCAUGCAGCCGGCUCUGGACCCAAGCAGAAGCAAAUCCAGCACCAGCAACAACAGCAGCCACUCCCCAAAGAUCAAGGAUGGCCUGCCCCACCCAGCCGCCACAUCCUCUUGUCACAUUCUAGAAUGCUGUGACAGACUGGCCCAAGACGUCAUUGGCUCCAUUGGCCAAGCUUUUGAGCUCCGAUUUAAGCAGUACCUGCAGUGUCCUUCCAAGAUCCCUGCUCUCCAGGACCGGUGA